AUGGCGCCGCAUCCAAAGAAGAACGUAACGACUUGUGUGGUCGGCGGAGGAAGUUCCGCUCAUGUCUUGAUUCCCCUUCUGUCCGAGAUGGGACACACCGUCAACUUGUACACGCGUCGUCCAGACGAGUGGAAAGACGAUGUAUCAUGCGAAAUCACCAACGGAGUCACCGGUCAGGUCUCCACAACCUACCAUGGAACGAUUCAUCGUAAGUCCAACAACGCGGCAGAUGUCAUUCCGACAGCUGAUGUCAUCAUCCUUUGUCUCCCCGUCUACGUGUACCGUCCUGUCCUCGAUCAGAUUGCGCCUUUUGUCAGCCAAACCAAGAAGGAAGUAUUUGUGGGGACCAUCUUUGGACAAGCUGGAUUUGAUUGGAUGGUUUCUUCCAGUAUCAUACGUCAGGAGGAGGAGGAGGAGGAACCUCGAAGCAACAUUGUCACAUUUGCAAUUGGAAGCAUACCGUGGAUCUGUCGCACUCGCACCUACGGUGAACGAGGAAUCAAUUACGGCCCGAAGGAUGUCAACGUUGUCGCGGUGACUCCUCCCGGUCGGUUUGACAAACUCAAUGACAUCUUCUUGAAAGAUAUUUCUAGUCGCACGAUGGGAAAAGUCAAGUUUGAGCUGGCCGAUUCCUUCCUCGACUUGACGUUGUCCGUGGACAAUCAAAUCAUUCAUCCCGCGCGUUGCUACGGGCUCUGGAAAAAGUCGGGUGGCACCGGUGUGUGGGAUUCCUUGGCGGCUGUCCCAUUCUUCUACCGCGAUUUUGACCAAGAGUCUGCGGACAUCUUGCAAAGAUUGGAUGCUGAAUACGAACGAAUUCGCCAAGCGAUUCGCAGCAAGCUCCCGCAAAAGAAGUUCAAAUACAUGCUUGGCUACCUGGAGUUGGAGAAGCUCAACCACAAGAGCAGUCAUGUUGGCAUCUUGGCCAGCCUAAAGGAGAGUGUGCAGCUAGCCUCCAUCAAGACUCCCACGGUCGAGGGGCCCGACGGAAAACGGCAUUUGGACAUCAACUUCCGAUUCUUCAAGGACGACAUCCCCUAUGGGCUCUUGAUUGCCAAGGCUCUUGCCGAGAUGCUAGAGGUCAAGACUCCCUUUUUGGAUGAAGUGAUUGUCUGGGCACAAACCCUUCGUGGUGAGUGCUUUCUCAAUAAGGAGGGCAAGAUCAACUUGAAGUAUUGCAUGAGCCAGGAGUAUCUUUGUGGGAUACCCCAGGUUUACGGACUGCACACUAUUGAAGCAUUGGACAACUGA
Messenger RNA from Seminavis robusta, 1251 nucleotides. NCBI's taxonomy places the organism in Eukaryota, Bacillariophyta, Bacillariophyceae, Naviculales, Naviculaceae. The record is from the annotation of a GenBank genome assembly.